Molecule: messenger RNA, 933 nt
Organism: Oppia nitens
Lineage: Eukaryota; Metazoa; Arthropoda; Arachnida; Sarcoptiformes; Oppiidae
Exons: 2
Coding region: 1-933 (310 amino acids)
Biological process (GO): proteasome-mediated ubiquitin-dependent protein catabolic process; regulation of proteolysis
Cellular component (GO): nucleus; cytoplasm
Molecular function (GO): ubiquitin protein ligase binding
Source: RefSeq, a predicted model, not a curated record
AUGGUUAACAACAAAGUAGUAUAUAAGACACGAGUGGUGUUCAAAGUCAUGGACUUUGCAAAACAUUUGGACACCGAUUGGAUGAAUAAAAAAACUAUUGAUAGCAAUAAGUUUAUGAUUGGAUCAGUGGAUGAAUGGUAUUGUAAAAUUCAGUGGAAUUUUAACUAUGUUUGUCUAUAUUUAAUAUUGUCUGAUAAUAAUGGACUACCAAUUGAAAUACAAUACCAGAUAUACAUCAUUGACAACAAUAACCAAUUGUUUGACAAAAGAUUAAUUGAACAAAAGUUUUUUAAUAAUGAUUAUAAUUUAGUAACAAAGUUCAGAAAACAACAAUUAAUGGACAAUAAGGACCUACUAUUGAUGGAUAACACACUUACCAUUGGUUUAGACAUAACUGUCUACAAGAGAAACAAUAGUCACCAAAAUUGUGGCGCAAAAUAUCUUCGUUUUGCACAAUUGUUUUCAAUGAAAGAGUUCAGUACUUGUCGUCUGAUUGUCGGUAAUAAUGAUAAGAAAGAGUUUUCUGUCUCGAAGUUUGCACUCAGUUUGGAAUCAGAAGUCUUCGAGAAGAUGUUUACCACUGAUUGCAAUGAGAAGAAUACUAAUGAAGUGAUUAUCGAUGACGUGGACAGCAAUGUCUUCGAACAGUUUCUUCAGUAUCUUUCCAGCGGAAUGUGUGACAAAUUAGAUGAAAUGACUGAUGAGUUGCUAUACAUUGCCGACAAAUAUAUGGUAUCGUCACUGAAGACUAUUUGUCUUAAUUUGAUUUUCAUGCGAAUCAAUACAAACAAUGCACUGAAAACAUUGAAACUCUUUCAAGACUUCGGUGCCGACGAAGUGUUGAUGAAAAAGGUUAACGACUUUAUCGGCGAAAACAUGACAUCAAUGAUAUUUAAAGAGUAUUUCGAAAAACUAGCCAUUGAUUCGUUAUAA